AACUUACUCCAUCUCCGUCUCGGUCCCCACAGACUCCAGCAAUCUUGGGGCGAAAUCCAACAUCGAGCACUCAGACGUCAAACCCAGCAGAGCAAAAUUCGAUGCGAAGGGGUCGUCCCCGCCUGCGUGUUGCCCCAUGCAAGUUCUGCCACAAGCAGUUCAAGCGCUCGGAGCAUUUGCAGCGGCAUGAGAGAAUCCGUAUGUGGUACAGUCCUGGCCAAUGUCUAGACGGACUCUAUUGCUAAAGUGUUUGUGCUUCUAGAUACCCAAGAGAAGCCAUUCGUCUGUCGUUGUGGGCAGAGCUUUUCGAGACGGGACCUUCUCACCCGUCAUCACCGACAAUCUCAUCAGCAGGAUGAGAAUCAAGAUGGGGUUAUCCAAUGUGCAGAAGAAGACUCGCCCAGCCAGAUGACUCUGUCAACCUACAUGCCUCCUUCUGGAGAAGCAUCCAGACCGCAUACUCCUCUCCCGGUGCUGCAAGAAGAAGAAGCCGUCGAUGUAAUGGACAGUAUUCCCGAACAGCGCAUUGAGAUGGAAGAUAGGCCAGAAGUUAACUCCGAGAGACCUCCUACCCCGGCCGAAACGACAGCUGGACUAGAGCUCGAAUCCUCCGACUUGUCAGCUACCCCCAGCUUCCUCCUUGGCGCAGCAGACGGUCUACAGGCAUUUGAGUUCAUAUGGAAUGACUUUCCCAUCGACGAUCAACCACUUCCGACUACCUUUCUCAAUACUGAUCUAUCUCUCGUCGACAUUUCGCAGCAGCAUGUUCCCUUGCCCUCUCCUCCACCACCGCCACCGCCACCGCCACCUCAUCCUCCUGCAUUCCCUCAAGCAGACCGUCAAUUGGAUAUUGGUUCCUCUAGAGAAAUCCCGACGGAUCCGAAUCUCAACAUACCCAUCAACAUAAACCUACCUCAAGAGACAUCACAGACCCGUCCUGUGGUGUCAAGACUGCCGUCUCUUGAGCCCUCAUCCACUUCGAGAUUGAAUGCUUUGGAGCCGACUGCGAGCUACCAGCAAUAUUUGGCUCCAGGACAGAUAUCGUCUUCCUGUCCUUGGCGGAUAUUGCCGGAAGAAUACCAAGCUCUUGCACAGCGAGUAGCAUCAUUGACAAGCACCAUCCCUCACCCCUUUAACUUUCCAUCGAGGCACACGCUAUCUCGGUAUCUCGAGGGGUACUUCCGUGGCUUUCAUGCUCACAUGCCUAUGCUUCACGCGGCAACUCUUACGCUGGAAAGGCUGGGUCCAGAACUCACACUAGCCCUCGCUGCUGUUGGAGCGCUAUAUCGCUUUGAGCAUGCAAAAGGCAUUGAGCUGUAUCGUGUUGCCAAGGUGCUCAUCAAUCGGCGGUUGGACCAGUUCUACGAAGGAACUGUCUCGCGCCUUACCGGCAGUUCUCCAGGAUUUACGGGGUUCUCCUCCAUCCCCAACGAGUCACAGCAUGAUCAGCCAUCUCCGAUCCUGUCCCAAGGUCAACGUGGUCUACGCCUAUUACAGGGACUACUCGUCCUCAUGGCCAUGACAUCUUGGGGCGAGAAAGCACUGGUGCGGGAUGCUUUGUCCAUGGCCAGUCAGGUUGCAACCCUUGUGCGCGAGUUUGGCAUCGGUGAGCAUGAGGAUACUGUCAUGAGGGACAUGUCUUGGGAGGAAUGGAUUCUUGCCGAAGAGAAACGCCGCACUCUCUUUGUGGCCUACGUACUCUUCAGUCUGCAGUGUGCUGCCUUCAACGUUCCCCCAAUGAUUUUGAACCAGGAAGUCGGUCUCAAUCUGCCUUCCUGUGAUUCUGAAUGGAAGGCUCAGACGGCGCUUGAGUGGUCCGAUCUUCACAACAGCAUUACAUGCCAGCCUCGGUCAUUCCAACACACUGUCGAGAAACUACUCCAGGGGAUAUCAGUUCAUUACGAGGAUGGCAUCUCGGCCUUUGGCAACUAUGUGCUCAUCCACGGCAUAUUUCUCCAAAUAUUCUAUGCCCGUAACGCCUUGGGCCCAGUGUCAGACCCAGGGAGCUCGCUCAGUGAAGAGUUCAUAAAGAAGAUGGAGGCAGCUCUCCGUGCGUGGCAAGAAUCCUGGGAAGCAACACACGAGUCGACUCUAGAUCCAUCGUCUCCAAAGGGACCAAUGGGUUUCAACUCAACUGCUCUAUUACGCCUUGUUUAUAUCCGUUUAAAUGCAAAUACUGGACCGUAUCGGCAACUCUUCACACGAGACCCUACCGUGAUUGCACGUGCUUUUACAGAUGGUAAGAUCAGAGUCUGCAAUAGGUCGCCGCAUCUCGAUAGGGCUAUUUUGCAGUGUAUACACGCAUUGAGCAUCCCGGUGCGCGUGGGCAUCGCGUUUGUUGCUCGUACUCUCACGCUUAAUUGGAGUUUCCAACACGCCCUUUCUAAUCUUGAGUGUGCUUUUCUGAUGACUUACUGGUUGCGUUCGCUCGCUCUUUGUGUCGAGUCGUCAGGAUUGAGUGCCUUGAGGCCGGAUGAGCAGAAAUUACUCGAUAUGGUUGUGGCUCUGAUUCGAGAGACAGAGCUUGCGGACUUAUUAGAUAGUGCCAGGGAUCAUGCAAGUCAGAUACGGAGAUUGGCAGCCUGCGUUGCUCGUCUCUGGGCAGAGACGUUUAAAGGGUUCCAGGUUUUUGAGAUUGUGUAUAUUGUCGGACAAAGCCUUUCUGUUGUAGCGGAUGCUCUUCAGCAAGAAUAAGGGCGGCGGCAGAGGUGCAUAUCAAGGUCACAUGAAGCUUUAUUGCAUGGUUUAAUAGUCGCAUGCUGCAAGUUUAUUACGAUGUGCCGUCUGUGGAGCACUCAAGUUCGGCUCCGCUGGCGACGAUCUAGCCACAGAAAGAACGUCACAACAUAGCUUCAAUGGAUUGUUUCCAUCAAGGUGGUUAAACUUUUAGGCAAGGCCGGCAGCUGGGCAUUUUUCCUCCAGGCAGCUCGGGGUAACAAUUCUUGGGCAGUGCAGGCAAUGCCGCUGUUGCGAAUGCCAAAAUUCUUGGGGUAGAUACAUCAUUAAUCAACCGAGGCAUGUGCUCGUUCAAUUCCUAAAAAGGUCAAUUUCAUUCAGCUUACCCAUACGAAUACUUAAGACGGAUAGUGGCAAAUUGGAACAUUAUUCU
Messenger RNA from Fusarium redolens, 3109 nucleotides. RefSeq lists its product as uncharacterized. Gene Ontology annotation, biological process: regulation of transcription by RNA polymerase II; DNA-templated transcription. The transcript has 2 exons. Gene Ontology annotation, cellular component: chromatin. Gene Ontology annotation, molecular function: zinc ion binding; RNA polymerase II cis-regulatory region sequence-specific DNA binding; DNA-binding transcription factor activity, RNA polymerase II-specific. Lineage: Eukaryota; Fungi; Ascomycota; Sordariomycetes; Hypocreales; Nectriaceae. The coding region runs from base 409 to 2694 and encodes 761 amino acids. The record is from RefSeq and is a predicted model, not a curated record.